This is a messenger RNA of Aquila chrysaetos chrysaetos, 4085 nucleotides long. RefSeq names its product galanin receptor type 1-like. Bases 482 to 1684 code for a protein of 400 amino acids. Gene Ontology annotation, cellular component: membrane. Gene Ontology annotation, molecular function: G protein-coupled receptor activity; peptide binding. Lineage: Eukaryota; Metazoa; Chordata; Aves; Accipitriformes; Accipitridae. Gene Ontology annotation, biological process: neuropeptide signaling pathway. The transcript is spliced from 2 exons. The record is from RefSeq and is a predicted model, not a curated record.
CCAGGACAGGUCUGUCAGGAGGGCUGUGCGUGUGCGGCGCCGUGCGAGGGCGAACGCGUGUGCGCGCCGCGGUGUGUGCGGGGCGCGGGUGGCAGCCGCGAUCGGGCUGGGCGCCGGCUUCGUGGGUGCCGUGGGUGCGAGUACGCCCGUGUGCCGCCGGGUCCUGCGCUACCGGUACGCGGCAGAACCGCCGGCGGAGCCGCCCGCGGGAGGAGCCCGGCCCGGUGCUGCCCGCCCGCCCUCCCUCCCUCCGCCCGGCGUGGCUGGUCCCAGCUAAACAUGCUGCCAGGAGGGCUCAGGAACGCGCGGCAGGCUCUGCCCCGUUAGCCCGGGGUUCCCGGGGGGGCUUCGGCCAUGAAUUCCUCUCCCCCCGCCCCCGGGCCCCCCCCCCGGCCCUCUGCAGCUCUGGCAGGAGGAGAACCAGACCCAAGGUGGGCUCUGGAACGGGAGCCAGGAGCUGGGCUGGGAAGAGCUGGAGAAGAUGCUCUUCCUCUUCGUGAAGGAGCCCGUCACCAUCAGCCUCACGGCGAUGUACCUGGUAUCCUUUGUGGUGGGCUUCGUGGGCAACAUCAUGUCCAUCAGGGUGCUCACCCGGAAGCGUCGGAGUCGCGUGUCCAGCCUGAGUGCCACCCGCAGCCUCCUCAUCAACCUGGCCGUGUGCGACCUCAUGGUGGUGUGCGUCUGCAUGCCCAUCACCGUGGGCAACCUCAUCUACAAAGCCUGGGUGUACGGGGACUUCCUCUGCCGGGCGGUGCCCUUCAUCCAGGCUGUUUCUGUCUCCGCCAGCGUCCUCAGCCUGACCGUCAUCAGCGUGAACCGGUACUACAGCGUGCACAAUCCACUCAACGCCCGGUCUUUCUUCACCCAGAAGAGGAUCCUCAGCACCAUCCUGGUGGUCUGGUUGUUGUCCUCAGGGAUAUGCAUGCCCCUCAUCUUCAUGAACAAACGGGAUGAGAUUGGGGUGGUGGAGGGCUUGCCUCUGGUGUUUUCCAUCUGCAGGGAGAUUUGGCCUCAGGAGAGGCUCAAGCAAGCCUACAACUUUCUGCUCUUCUGUGCCCUCUACUGCCUGCCGGUCCUGUUCAACAUGGUCAUCUGCUUUCUCACGGUGCGCCGGCUGUGGAGCCGCAGCAGCCAGCUGAAGGAGAGCACUGCCCUGAAUCGAUCUCUGCCAGCCUCCAGGCUGAAGAUCCGGAAGAAGGUAGCGCAGAUGGUGGUGGCCCUGGUCCUGCUGUUCGCAAUCUCCUGGCUGCCCGUCUACCUGAUGGACAUCUGGAUUGAUUUCAACAUCCCCAAAUCUUUGCAGGAUGUCACUCCUUCUCCUUGGAUCCUGCAGCUCAGACCUUUUGCCCAGUGGCUUGGCCUCACCAAUUCCAGCCUCAACCCUAUAUGCUAUUGCUUUGUUGGGAACCUCUACAGGUCAGCCAAGGAAAUGAAGAGCAAAUACCACCAAAGAAUGGUCUCUCUCUUUAACUUCUCUCUGUCUGAAGGGACAACCCGUUCCUCGGUCCCAGAGCCGCUCUCUUACCGGAGUUCAAUGGAGCCUGCAAGGAAAGGACCCUCCGCCACCCCCACCAUGGGCAGGAGAUGUCAGGGAGGUCAUGGCCGUAAGAACAAUUGUGGACACUUGAACUCCUGCCAGCAUCCAGCCCUGAACACUGUCUCCAGUGAGAACACUUCCUUGUAAUUCUGCUCAGGAAGUGCACCUCAUACCCUCAUCCGCAUUUAAUGACUCUUUAGAGGUCUUUCUGAACCAGAUAUUUUAACGAUGGAAAAAAAAUUUCUUCUAAUCACUCCCACCACCAGUUCAAAAAUACUGAGACAGGGAAAGAAGCAAAUAAUGAGAGAAAAAGAUGGCAUAUUUUAACUCAGAUCAAGUUUUAAGACAAAUGAUUUUUACUGGGGACAACUAGAUGUGCAGCCUGUUGCCCAGUCAACAGUCACAUAAUUAGAUAGAUCAACUUCCCAACGAGUGAGCUCUCCCCGCAGCUCCAUCUCUGGAUGCAGAGAUGCCGUGUGGAUACAGCAACGAUUUGACUGCUUGCUGCUGCUCACCCUGUGCUGACAAAGAGCAGUGGUAAGAGGCACUCUCUGCUCCAAAGCCAUCAGUUGUAGUUGCAAGCAGUGAUGAAAUGCUAGAAACAGCCUCAUAAAAAGUAAUAGUAGUGGAGAAUUUCACACACUUUACCACUUGAGAUUUCAUUGUCUGAUCAUAUUGUUUCACUCCUCCAUGCAAAUAAAUUCUCCUGAUGUGAAGAGACAGUGCCAGAAGUACUAAAGCAACCAUGACCACUCCACAGUUGGGAAUUCUGAAGGGAUAAUGGGGCCUCGGAGAUGGUUUAGGAAAUGCAAUAGGAAAAUAUUCUUCGGGCAUCAGCUCUCUUUCUUACAGCUAUGUUCCUGCAGGUGGGGUGAAAAGAACUGGGCAUCUUUUAACAUGGUUUGCACUUGAAAAACCAGCCCGUGUUCAGCUGUGACUGUACCAAACAAAGUCAAUGGCAUGUGAAAAUAAAAAUAGCAAGUGGUUUAUAGCUAAUAAAAUCAGAAUCAAUUAAUGCAAUGCUAUUUGUCUGGGAAGGAGAGCAUCAAAGGGCUUGCUUUUCCUGAAGAUCAGGAGUAGGUUAAAACCUAUUUCUUCCAUCAUGUCCUUUAAAGGAGGCUUUGAUAAAUAAAUUGUAUACUUUUAUUAUAUUAGCAUCAAAAGGCCCCACUAAAGCUUGAGAAUUCUACUGUGCUGAGCACUGGAUCUGUAUUCAUAAAGAAAGGAAACCUUUCUCCCAAAGAUCUAAGUGAAAACACGUCAGACCAGGCAAUAAGUGGGAGCAAAAAAAAUACAACAAAGACCCAAAAGGCUGGAAUGAAACUAGAGAUCAGCCCCUUCCCUGUGCCUGCCCAGUUCUAAGUGUGAGGGGAUGCCUACCAUCUCCUGAUGCCAGAAGAGCUCAUACCCCAGCUACUUGCGUACCAGCACCCGGCGCAGCAGGGCUCUCCCCUUAGCGAGCCCCAGAACGAACGCAGCAGCCUUCCUGGGAGAGGAUUUUGCAUUUAAUGGAACUCAGGCUUUUGAUGACUGGAGGCUUUUUUUUUUUUUAUUACUGAACAAGGGAAUGACGUUCUGGGAAAUCUAAGUUUCAAAUAAUAUCCUCCUGCCUUCUAGGGAGCCUUUUGCUUACAAAAAAAUAGAGACGAAACCAACAGUAUUCCCACCUUUGUAAUGAUCACUCAAUAACAUUUUAUGUUAACAAUAAUCUUCCUGGAAAACAAAAGAUGCCUCCUUAACAGACAGUGCCAUCUGCGAUUUGUAUCCUCUUUUUGUGUGAACAAGAAAGAAAUUACAACUACCCAGAUUUAGUUUGGGUGAGAAAUCGCUUUUAUGUGUGCUGGGAGAUGAGAACAUCUGCAUUUUUGCAGGUGAUAGAGGAGUGUACUGACUGCCGGUAGCUGUGGAGAAAAGCCUGUCAAGCUUGCUCCGAAUGCCCACUGACUCCAGGUCCUGGAAACAGAUGUCCUCCACCCCCAGACCAGAUGUGACACAAUACUGAAACUUCCCUACGUUGCCCUGACCAAUGUAUUUAAUCCUGCCCUGAAUAAACCGCAAAGGACGGACCAUGGAGAUGCCAGACCAGCUCCGUCCCAUGAGGUGGCCCAGCUCUGAAAAUGGCCAGGAUCAAAUGACGCAAUCAAAGGUGCAAGAAAUCCACAUUUUAAAGUAUCCCAGAGGAGGAUUUUUUUUCUCUCAGUUCAUGAGCUGAUGCCUGGAUCCUGCCCUGAAAAUCUCCGUACCCUCCACAGAGGCAGAAGUACCAGGGACUGUGUGUUCCCCUGAACAUGCCCGUGCCUUCCCCUCCUGAUGCAGAUGCCCAUGCCUUUCUCCAGCCCCACAGCACUCCUAACCACCAAGAUAACACCGUGUCAAGGGCCACUUCCACCGAGCAAGGUCAUCUCCUCUUUACACUUCUAAAUGUAUUUUCCAGUUUCAUUCAGUGUUCCUGUUUUCCUAUAAUAAAGUCGAAUUGCUCACUUUAACUCCUCUGUGUCUCCCUCGGUCACUCUCUCCCUAUCCCCCAUGCGCCAACCGCUUCUCCACU